This is a messenger RNA of Oryza brachyantha (malo sina), 3237 nucleotides long. RefSeq lists its product as uncharacterized. Lineage: Eukaryota; Viridiplantae; Streptophyta; Magnoliopsida; Poales; Poaceae. The record is from RefSeq and is a predicted model, not a curated record. The coding region runs from base 234 to 2384 and encodes 716 amino acids. The transcript is spliced from 4 exons.
CGUGACCGCGUGGGGGCGCCCACACAACACACACAACCAACGGCGCCGCGCACGCACCCGUCGCGGCAGGGCGGUGGCUGCCACGGAGAGAAAGAGGCACCCGGCCGGGCACGGAAUGACAGGUUCGCACCCGCGUCGCGUUGUCGCCGCGGAAUGGAGAGCCGGGGCACUGUGUGAUGCCGCGCUGAGCUGAGCUGAGAGGAGAGGAGAGGAGAGCAGUGGAGGGGUUCGCGAUGGCGGCGGCGACCACGGCAAUGACCAUCGACUUCCUCCGGGCGCGCCUCCUCUCCGAGCGCUCCGUCUCCCGCGCCGCCAAGGAGCGCGCCGACCAGCUCACCAAGCGGGUGGCGGAGCUGGAGGAGCAGCUGCGGGCGGUGACGGCCCAGCGCCGGAAGGCGGAGCGCGCCGCGGGGGAGGUGCUCGCCAUCCUCGAGUCGCAGGGCCUCGCGCGCUUCUCCGACGCCGCGGAUUCCGGUUCCGGUUCCGACGACGACGAGGGCGACCCCGACUCCGCCGGGAGCGGCGGCAAGGCUCGCGGGGAAGCGGAGGAUGCGCUGUCGGGGUCAGAGCUGGGAGGCACUGCUGUGGCGGCUCAGCCCGGGGGGCUAUCGUGGAAGGGUCGCGCCGCGAGCCACGAUUCCCAAUCCCAGAGGCGGCAGCAGCAGCAGCAGCAACUGAAAGGAAGGCAGCUCAGGCAGAGGCAUAGCCAUAGGAGAGGCUACUUUUACUUGCUUACCGGAGAUUCGUCGCCCAAGUACCAGCCAGGGCAAUCCUGCCGGAAGGUCAAGAGGAAGGAGCUGAGUUUUCAAACUGAAGGAGAGGAGGGGAGGGACAAUGUCAUGGAAAGUACUGAGGAGGGGCAGGAGAGAUCAGAUUGUACUGUCUGUACUGAUGACCAACCUGAUAUGGAUGAUGAGGUGUGCAAACAUGGGCCAGAUUCUUUUGGCGAUGGAAGAGACGGAGAUAACGAUGGUCGAUAUACUGUGGAGUAUGAGAAGGAUAGGGAGAUGGAGAGAGUUCUUGAAAAACAGGCAGAGCUAAUUGGGCAAUUUGAAGCAGAAGAAAAUGCUCAGAGGGAGUGGGAGAAGAAGUUCAACAUUUCCCGAGAUUCCACGGCGGAUGAUGUUGAGCUAGGCAAUAAGCUAAAUCAGAUUGAGAAAACUUGCGGGCAGAGGGACAAAGACGCUCAGAUCAAUGAUACAGAAGUUUCUGGAGAGGGAGGAUCAAGUAAUAACAAUCUCUUUGCCAAUGACAGUCCUUCUGAAUGUUUGUCGACUGAUUCUGUCUCUGGACUGCCCCCAAAUGCACCAGAAGAAAAUGCUAUUGAGCAGAACAAAAUUACUGAAUCUGAUCAUGAUUUUGGGGAAGCUACUUCAGCAGUUGUUUCAGUUGAUAGUGGCCCACGGAUUAGGAGGGAUGAGUUGGUAAAUAAAAGUUGCACUGAAACUAUUGAAGGAAGUGCGAACAAUAUUGGAAAGUCGUUACCUUCACAACAAGGAAACUACAAUAGCAGCCGGAAUGCAAUGCAUUACGAAGGUCAAGUAGAUGAAAGUUCGGACAGUGGUCCAGGCUACCUUGUAAAUGCUUGCUCUUCUGAGCACUACAUCAACACACCAUCAGUAGCAAGCCGAUCAAGCGACACCCCUAAAAGCAAAGUUUCUGAAUGGAGCUCAUCAUGCUUUCAUAAUCAUACUGAUAACCAGAUUGACACACAGAUGCACCAACCUUCAAGUGAUGGUGUGGGAGGUGUUCUGGAUGCUCUUCAACGUGCCAAGAUAUCCCUUAGAGAAAAGCUGAGGAAGCCAAGUCCACCUACCCAGUGCAUGUUGGCACUUCCAGCACCAGAGUAUCACUACGCAAUGGAUGAUUUGACAGUCAAAGACAGACAACUUUCACUUUGCACGUCAAGGCUUCCCAGCCAGGAUAUAUUGGCGCUACCAGAACCAGAAGACUGUCAUAGCAGGAUCCUACCACGGGAUGACCUGAAAGUGCCAGUGGGCCUUUCUGGUUUGUUCCGGUUGCCAACAGACUCUUUUGCUCAAAAUGAUUUGUGCCCUGCUGAUGGCUACGGCUCAAGGUUCUGUUUGACAGCAACAACUCAGGAAAACCUUCGAAAUCAUUUCAUGGCAAAUCUGUCAAUUUCACGACAUGGUUCUGAGUUCUCACCGGAUUCAGUUUACAACCCUCGUAAUUCUAUAUUGUUGUCGAUACCUACUUAUGGCGGAUGUAGCAAUCCAGUGUCAGAUUUCACAGUAAGGGACGCUUCUGUCCUCCCUGAGAUUCCAAGAUCUAGCAAUGAAUUAAGAAGAGGGAUGCCUUAUGGAGAUCUAGGGAUGUUCCAUUUUGGUGGUGAUUACAGCUCGAACAAGUGGACAACUUUGUAGCUACGCAUGCUUAGAAAUCAGAGUAUAAUUUAAGUAGGAUGAUUUUUGUAGUAUCAAUUCUACGUACGGAUUGAUGAUGAUGUAUCACAUGUAAUAUUCCAAUCGAUGAAUAAGUUGUGCUUAUAAGCAGCAUUUCUGCCUGAUAGAUUCUCUGAUAUGCCCUCGUGACACGGUAAUUUGACAUCACUGAAGUUCAACAUGACACCAUUUUCCUUACAAAUGAAACUUGUUGAGAGGAUGGGUACAUGCAUCCACCAGGGAAAAAAAAAAUCGGAGCGCUGGAGUCUCUGAUCUCAAGCCUUACUGCCAGACAAUACCGCUCAUCAUGUCAGGUAUUGCAUUCAUGGGUCCUUACAGUUUUUCAUUCUGUAGAUCAUGUAGUUUAAAGGCAAAGGGACACCUUGGUGGUGCUUGUGGGCUGGAUAAUCUGGAAGAACAGAAUGCAAGGGUGUUUGAGGGCAGAUCUCGCACCUGGCCCGUGGUUGCAAAAGCGGCUGCAGACGAGGCAGCACUCUGGAAGGAGGCUGGAAGACUUUUCUAAAGAACUCCGGCACAUGGGUUGUUAGCGUGAUGUACAGGCCUAUGGGAUCAGGGGAGUUCGGCUGCAACCCUAAUAGGUGCGGCUGCCGUCUCCCCUUUUUUUUUGUUAGUUGAUUAUGUUUGGCAAGGAUCUUCUAGAUUAUAGCUUUCCUAUUGUUAGGGAUCUCUUAGAUUAUAGCUUCUCUUGUUAGGGAUCUUUUAGAUUAUAGCUUUCUUAUUGUGGGGAUAUCCUUGCCUAUACGUACUUGAGCCCUGGACUCCACCAUAAUCAAUUAAUCAAUUUUUUCCCAGCCAUACUGUCUUUCAGUUUACA